AUGUCCUUGUCCUCGCCCCCACCAUCCCGUCGUCACGCCAGUCUCAGCAAGCGACCCUCACCCUCAAAGCCAGACAUCCGCAGUAGCCCCGACGCAGUACACCAAUCCCUCCGUCACUCAUUGCGAGAUCAGAGCAGUCCGCAUCGGAGCCACCGCCGCCCUUCUCCUACCGCCCAGACGCCCACGUCGCAUCCGGAUGCCGUCUCGACCUCGUCUAGCACCCUCGUCAACCUCGACUCGGAUGCCGAUCCACAGCCCUGGAACCUCGAUUUAUCCUCCUCCUCUUCCUCUGCAUCGUCAUCCUCCUCCUUUUCGGCCCUGGACGAGAUCCUCCUACAGCGGCGCCAGACCUCGGAAGCCCACUCCGAGGCGGGCACCGAGGACACAGAGACACCAUCGGCCCGCCAGCACCAUCAGCGAGGCUACUUCAGCUCGUCAUCCACACUUCAGAGCCGUGUCAACCACGACUUCUCUUCCUCGCCCGGAUCUCGGCGGCCGCCGACAUACAUCGAGGUGAGACCGGACCACCCACCAGGCCCGGUCCAUUCUGCCGUAUCCUCGCGCGGCCUCACUGGGACCCCCCGACGCAGCGUCGGCUGCCCCUACGACUGCCGUUGCUCGGACCAGGACAUCGAGCUUGGCCUCUGUCGCCGCGCCCUGCAAAGCCCUUCCUCCGCCUCGGACAGGAGCAUCGAGGGUGAACCGCCAGGACUGGCUGCGCGUUCCAGUCAGGCGGACGAGCCCCCGUCGGGCCAGGCCUUGGGUUCCAUUUUCCCCUCGCCGCCAAGGCAAGGGAUGCAGGUCGAAACGACUAGUCCGUCAGGCCUCGUCCUCGACGCAUCCAGGCCAUGGGGUGCUAGGGAUCUUUCAAAGGAUCCCAUCUUAGUGCCACGGAUCUCGCCGCGAAAGUCCCACAGCCGGACGACUUCGCAGACCUCGCCUGGCCUUGUGCGAUCCCAGAUCAGGGCGGCGGGCAGGAGCCUUGACUCGGUGCGGGGGCUCGACCAAGGCACCGACAGCGACAGCGACGUUGAGCAGAGCCUCGCCUCUCGGUCCCAGCUCUUGGCACGCUGGGCAAGGCGACCCGAGCGCAACAGCACGGACGUCGCUCCUCGGGUCCACAAGGACGUCGAGCGUGCACUGUCGGACGAGUCUGCUUUGCACAGCAGUCGUCUGCCUCCGAAAGUGCCGUCGCUGGAGAGAGCCAAGUCGUCGCCGGUGCGAUCGACACGCGGCGAGGUCGGAAGCUCGUCGUUCACAGCGUCUCGAGACACGCCUUCGCCCCUGCGAGGGCUUGACGAUCGGCGAUCGACUCCUCAGAGCGCUUCUCUAGCAGCGACGACGCGGCCUGUCCCAGACCGACGGAGCAUCGCCGCAGUGUUCGAGAGGAUGCAACGGGAACGCGAGGAGCGGCUCAGAGAGGAGGCAGCCCAUCGAGAAGAGAAGCGACUCCAGCGCGAGCGCGAACGAGCCGCCCGAGCCCUCGGCUGGGAACAGCGCAAACAGGCAUCCCCGGCAGCUGGGCAGGUCUGGGCUGCAGAACUUAAUCGUCAUGAUCCCGAAGAGAGCGGGGGGCCGGCCGGAGCGUCGGCCCGCGAGCAAACGCCGAUAGGCUCGACCGACCCUUACUCCGGCACAGACGCUCCUCCUUUCGAGCAGUCCUCAAACUCCACGCAGCCGCAGAGCGAGCGAAACUCUACUGCCACCGGGGCGGACACUGACGGCCAGGCUGAAUCCGCCCGCGCGCGAGCUCUGGCGCGUGUCCGCAAGGCCAGACUGCGGAGGCUGUCAGCAGGGACCGCGAGCUUCGAUCGGACUCUCGACGCGGCUGCUGAGCUUGACGAGACCACGGCGCCAGGGCAGGCCUCGGCCGCCGACCGCGGGAGCUAUCAGAGUCCGCGCCGGAGUGCUAUCGAAGAUUCGUCGUCGAGCGAAAGCGAUGACCACGCUGAUGAGCGUCUCGAUGCCGUCGACGCACGUGCGGCCGCAGCCGCAUCGACAGAGAAGACGCCCUACACGGUCGAGGACCAGCCGACCGAGGAGCGGCCACCUCCCUUGGAUGCCUCGUACCUGAGUGGCGAAGCAAGCGGGGCCACUUUGCACUUCGAGUCUUCGGCCGCUGCCGUUCCCAUUCCAGAGGAAGAUGAAGACGAGGACGAGGACGAGGACGAGGACGACGAGGAUGAGGACGACCUUCGAGAGGCUCUGGAGCAAGUCAUCAGCCGAUCGUCCAGGCAAGAUGGAUCGAUGCAGCACCGAUCGGAACAGCCAUCCGGCAACGCUUUCUCGCCCAGCUCGCGGCAAGUGCAAAGCCUGCUGCGACCGCCUGCGCGUUCGCCGCAACUGGAUGCUGGCUUCGCCUUUCCGGCCAGUCGCUCCCCGAGCGAGGCGAGUCCCACGACCUCAUCCUUUGGAGGCUCUCUUGGGUCGAGCCCGGCCACAUCGCCACGCAAUGCCGUCCACCGGCGACAGCGAUCGACGGUGGUGAGCUUGAGCAGGAACCUGCCGGGGACACCCGCAGCUGCAGCUCGCGCGAUGAACCAGAUCCUCGGCGGCCCAGAGCUCUCGGUGACGGGACCGCAAUCGUCGACCUCGAGCAGUCACGAUGAGGCUGCGCUCAAGGCAUCCCUGUCGCCCGCCAUCGAGGAAGGUGACGCUGCCCACACGACGUCGAACAGCCUCAGCCUCGACUCUGAGCGUCGCCGGAGGAGCGUUCGCUUCAGUCCACAACCAGACUAUCGGUCCGACUCUGGAUCCGGUGCAGGAUCCGACGACGCUGAUGACGACGACGGUAACGGCAGUCCGGAUGAGACGGCUGCGCUGGGCGGUGCGGGCGGUGGUCUCCGCGUGGUCAACCGGCACCACCUCGAUGCCCCUCCAUCUCCGGAUCCCAGCUCGGACGAUUUCGAGCGGCAGCCAGGGGGCGGCGAGGGCCGAGGCGAGGAUGCAUCCGCUCACCCGCCCUCCGAGGUCCAGAUCUCUCUGGCACCCGUAGAAAGGGCGCUGCAGCUCGAAAACGAGUCGCGCUCGCACCACCUGCAGGCCCAAGUGGAGUUGGCAGCUCCUGCCACUCCGAACCGCAGCGUCAGCCUGCAGGUGCCCGGCGGAUACAUUGCAACUCCAAACCAGGCCCGAGGUGCAGCCAUGGCCAGUGCACGCAUGGAUUCCAGGAGGCAGGCGUGGGGCGGCAUGCAUGCACCCGGCCUUCCGUCUUCGACUGCAGAGCACGCCGACCCUCGUCCCGACGCCGACCAUCGUGGCGACCUCGACCACUCCCUCGUCGACGAGCACCAACAAGACAAGCACGAGCAACAUCGCCAGCUUGCACCAGCCGCUCGAACCACCAGCCCGCCCCUACCUGCGCUGGCCUCGAUACCAUCGAUCUCAUCGUCUCCCUCGUCGCCGGCCCGCAACAUGUCUCCGGCACAGAAGCAGAGGCUGGCCGCUUCCCGCGCAGCGUCUCGAGCAUCGCCACGACCUCAGGCCUUGUCGCUCCGCAACAGCAACAGUAUGCCGAGCAGCGAAUCGUCUCGCAUCGAGGAAGAGGCCCUCAGUCAGGGCGACGGCCUGUCGAUCGGUAGCCUCGAUGAGUCCAGCAUGCUGUCCUCGCGGGCCCGACACCAGGUUGCAUACAGGUCCCAGGCGCCACGCGAAUCGACGCCGCCCAGAACCACCUCGGUGAACGACCGGAGCCGAUCCACCCUAUCCCAUCCGGUCAGCAAGACGCCACCGGUCCUCGAUACGCCGACCAAGCCGACCCCUCAGCGCAUCGACCUCGCCACGAUCACAUACCCUUCUGGCGAUGCAGCGGGACCAGAGGAGGACGACUCGGUGCGGAUCACCAUGGACCAGAUCCUUUCGGCGCUCAAGCGACGCGAAGAGGACGAGCGGGCCUCCGAGCAGGGCGGGGCAGCCCUAGCUUUCCAAGACACGGCAAGCAAGGUGCAAGAGGCGGUCAAGGAUGUCGUCGCUGCGCUGCCGACGAGGCCGGCCCUAAACCAAGGCGAUGCCACCCAUGCCGGGACCGCGGCCGAGCUGGUCGAAAAGGCGCAAGCUCUGGACCUGAUCGCCGACGCCGACGCAGACACGUCGUCGGUCACCAAGAUCAAUACGCUACGGGGCCGACUCGCCCUGCUCGUGUCGAGUCUGGGGUCGAAACUCUCCCGAAGCGGCAAGCACCGCGGACGCCACACGGUCACCAUCGUGCGUGAGGUGGAGCUGCAGCCCUUCUGCCGGAGCAGGCGCUUCCUCUUUGUCGCCGUCGUCUCGCAUCUGGUGGUGCUGUGGCUGAUGCUGCGCGCCGCCCAUGCCCGCGCCGACCGGCUGUACCACACGACGUACUUUGACCCGUUCUACCCGGACCUCUACGCCUACGCCUCGCCCUCGACGACGUGGGCCCACCCGGUCCCGCUGUCGUUUCUGCGCACCCGAGCCGUGCCGGACUGGAUCCGCUCGUCGUCUUCUUCGGCAUCGUCGCACAUCCCGAUCGUCUGGACGGUACGCGAGGGAGCAGUGGCCGUGCUCCAACUCGUCCUCUCGCUGGCGGUGCUACCGCUGCAGGUCGUCUCGUUCAUCCUGUGGCCGUACGACGAUCUCGGAGCGGGAGACUACCUCGUCCCGACAUGA
Messenger RNA from Pseudozyma flocculosa PF-1, 4626 nucleotides. RefSeq lists its product as uncharacterized. The record is from RefSeq and is a predicted model, not a curated record. Bases 1 to 4626 code for a protein of 1541 amino acids. Lineage: Eukaryota; Fungi; Basidiomycota; Ustilaginomycetes; Ustilaginales; Ustilaginaceae. The transcript has a single exon.